CUAUCUCUGUGAUUGUAUAUUGAUCUUUUGUUCUUUUUUUAGUCUUUGUGAUGUUGCUUAGUGAGUUAUUUUUUGGCAUGCUUUGUGAUGUUGCUUAGUCUUCGUGACUUAAGAGUACUUAGUGAACUCUCCACCACUACGUGUGUUCUCAUUUGUUGAUUACACAUUUAGUGGUUAUUAGGCUAUGAUGAGUCCUGUGGUUCCUUGUCAAACUAUGUGCACUACUUUGGGCCAAAGGUGGAGAUUGUUAAUUUAUUUGGGUUGGCCCAAACAUAUUAAUAAUAUUUGACACCUAACCCAGCAGCCCAUUUACUUAAAGCCCAACCUUUAUUCCUAACCUAAUUAAGCUUACCUUAAUUAGCUCCUAAAUCUCUACCACCCUCCGAGAACGUGCCUGAACGUGGGAACACGUCGUUCUGUCCCCUGCAACUUAGUAUAUAUACUGCUGUAAACCUCAGAAAGGGGGAUCCGAAUUCAUUCUCUCUAAACUCCCUUGUAAAAGCACCCGUGCAUUCUCUUAUAUUAAUAUAAUUGGACUACAGGUUUUUCCACCUACAGUCCUACCGGUCAUUUGAGUGUUUUUACCUUCUUGCUUUAUCAAAUCAAGUGAACUAUUCUAGACCCAGUCUAGUAUAGUUUACCCGGUUAGGUAAUUUACACCAUCAAUAAUUGUAUCAGAAUGUUAAACUUUUAAACUAUAAACAAGCUUGUGCAAAACAUUGGGUUAAAAAAUGAACGGAACCGAAAUCGAAUAUCCUAAUCGACAAACAACAACAACAACCCAGUUAAAUCCCACAAGAGUAGGGUUUGGGGAGGGUGUGUGUACGCAGACCUUGCCCCUACUCGAAAGUAGAGAGGCUGUUUCCAAAGAGACCCCCGGCUCAACGUCGAAAGUUGCAUUGUUUGACUAACUGCUACUUCAUUCAUUAAAGAAGCGCAGACAAUUUAGAGAUCCAUUUUGAUUUAUUCUAUCACACCCCAAAGCCAAAAAAUGGUGAAAUUUUGGCUCCAUCGGAGAUGAUGGAAAAGAAUAUCCUAAUCGAAUUGUCCAAAAUCGAAAUGAUUGGAAAAGUAAAGGGAAUUUGAGAUCCCAAUCCUAAUAGCCCCAAGGCUUAAAAAUGCAAAAAAAAAAGGCCGGGCUUCAAGAUUAUUUCCCGGGCCGGUCUUGACCCGACCCAAGGUCUCCAUUUAUAUAUAGGUGCCUACCUCUCAGAAUCACAUCAGAAAUCAUUCAUCUUGAAGGGUUGAAGAGAGCGGGCGCGCGAGAGAGAGAGAUUCGAAGAGCGUUUUCCGGUAAUUCAUUCGGCUGAUGGGAAAAAGUAUGGGAAGAAUAGUGAAGAGGUCUAGGGUGCAAUCCAGGACUGUAUGUGCACAUCCAGGUUUCAUGUGUGGUAUGUGUAUAGAGUGUGGUGAGACGAUGGAAGACGAUGACUCAGGGGUUUCAUUUGGUUAUAUGGGCAAGAAGUUGAGGCUGGCUGUUGAUGAGGUUGCUAGGCUCCGCGAGAAGGACUCGAAGAACCUGAUGCAGUGCAAGAAACUUUGUUUGGUUCUUGAUUUAGAUCAUACACUGCUGAAUUCAACUAGGCUCUCUGACAUUUCACCCAAAGAAGAGUACCUAAAACAUGCCAUUCCUGAUGCUUUGGAAGGAAGCUUAUUUAGGCUGGAAAGGAUUCAUAUGAUGACAAAGUUGAGGCCAUAUGUGCACAAGUUUUUGAAGGAAGCCAGCGAGUUAUUUGAGAUGUAUAUACACAAUGGGUGAACGGCCUUAUGCGCUUGAAAUGGCAAAGUUGUUGGACCCAAAAGAUGUGUACUUCCAUUCAAAAGUGAUUGCACAAGGAGAUUUAACAGUGCGACAUCAAAAGGGCCUUGACAAUGUUUUAGGACAAGAAAGUUCUGUCUUGAUCCUUGACGAUACUGAAGCGGUAUGGGGAAAGCACAAGGGGAAUCUAAUAAAAGUGGAGAGAUAACAUUUUUUUUGCUUCAAGUGUUCGCGGUUCGCCAAUUCCGCCUUGAUUGUGAAUCGCUUUCACAACGUUGUGUUGAUGAAAGCGAAGAAGAAGGAGCACUUGUGGCCAUUCUCAAGGUUCUUAAGAGAAUCCACAGUAUAUUCUUUGACCAGAAACAUGGAGACGAUAUGCUGUAGACUGAUGUGAGAGAGGUAAGAAGUGAUUUGGAGCAGUCCUGUAUAAGUCAUGUAGGGUUGCUGAUCGUAUCAGCAAGCAAAAUAAGCCCUUUCUGGUUCAAAUUGAGCUGCGAAAUAAGCAAGUCAAAAGUUAUUUCACACACACUACUUGCUCUUGUUUGGGAGUUUGACACACGUAUCACAGACCUUUCAUUUAUUUUUCUUUUGCAUAUAAGGAAAGUGGGAAAAUACUGAGGAACUGGAAUACUGGACAAAUUAAUACUCAUAAAAGUGAACAAAUUCUGAGGGACACCCCGAAAAGGAAUGCUGGACAAAUUACUACGAUGUACUCUAUACUACUCUGUUCGUCCCUAAAUAUUUGUCGAGUAUUCAUUUUCGGGACUUCCCUCAGUAUUUGUCAACUUUUCUUAUAUGGAAAAGAAAAAUAAAUGAAAGGCCUAUUA
Cuscuta campestris is the source of this 2586-nucleotide messenger RNA. Lineage: Eukaryota; Viridiplantae; Streptophyta; Magnoliopsida; Solanales; Convolvulaceae. The record is from the annotation of a GenBank genome assembly.